GAACACUGUCCGCCUUGCGAAUCGCGACCCGCUCCCUUACGUGAUUUCCGACGACGGGCCGAGAUUAUUUCCCACGUUCUGCGCUUUGCUUCUCGGUGAAAGAGGGAUGAGAGUACAACUGACGUGUUGAGAAAGGACCACGAGCGAAGAAGCGACGAAGAAGUAACUUGAACUUGAUCGCCGCUGUGAUCUGCUUCUAGAUGUAACGGAGAGGAAAUGUGAAUUUCCACCGGUGGAAUUUCACCUGCAGAAACUGCACGACGAGGAACGCCAAUACGCGAUAUCGUACAUUGAGCCAAUAUACCGAAUAACAGUACUGAUACUCGGAACUGAUACACAGAAGAAGAAGAUUACGCACUCGUUUAGACAAACACAGAACAGAAAUAGAGGGACUAACGUAACGGACGAGAACGAGUAGUUGCAUAGAACGAAUUAUUUUCGGAUAGCUUGAUUUUUAUCGUAACUAUAUUUAGAGCAUGAAAUCGUGAUCCUUCCCGCUCGGAGAGAUUAAUUCUAACGGUACUGCAUUUACUUCUUUUCACGUUAUAAUUCAAUUUAUUUAUUUGGACUUAUUUAUAAGCGAUAGUUCCUCGCGGACUUUGCUCGACGGAUAUUCGCAUUGUAUUUAUAGCUUAUUUAAGAUUUUAUCAACGAUAAUUUUCCAACAACACGUUGACGACGUGUCGUACAUUCGUCAUGGCAUCUUGCGCGCUUUUGUACGCGUGACGGGUUGUCUGGAGGAAUUUCACACGGCGGUCUCUCAGAUCUUCUUCGCAUCGACGCAGUGAUUUCUUCCGAAUCGAAAUGCUGGCAAACCGAGAAGCAAAGGCGAACGUGACGACUUCGAAGCGAUAUGACGUCGCUGUUCGCACACUUCGGCGUACACACGACACCUUGAAGCGUACGAAGCUGCUGAACUUCGUCCCAUUCGGCAGAGCGCUGGACAAAGUGAUUCGCGUCCUCGAAGAAUACAACAAGAGUGUGAAGAUGGUGUCCAUAAAGAAACUCGGAAUCGGUGGUGGCGUCAUGUUCGUCGUCGGCAUUCUCUUCGGCUUCGUAGGGUUUCCCGCGUUGCUCCGCUCGCAAAUCAAGAAGGCGAUCGCGUUAAAGCCGGGCAGCGAGAUACGCGAAAUGUGGACAGCGUUUCCACUGCCAUUGGACUUCAAAAUAUACCUGUUUAAUGUAACCAACCCUGACGAGAUCAUGCAGGGUGGAAAGCCGAAGUUGAAUGAAGUUGGACCGUUCUUCUACGAUGAGUACAAGAUGAAGUUGGACCUCGUGGACCGGGAAGAAGACGACAGCGUGGAAUACAGCCAAAAGUCGACAUGGUUCUUCAACAAGCCGAAGAGUAACGGUCUAACCGGCGACGAGGAUAUGGUGUUCCCUCAUCUCAUGAUCCUUGGCAUGGUGAUGGCCACUCUGAGGGAGAACCCCACCGCGGUCGGGGUUGUCGGCAAGGCGGUGAACAGCAUCUUCCACAGCCCUGAUUCGAUAUUCGUGAAGGCCAAGGCAAAAGAUAUACUUUUCGAUGGUUUGCCGGUCGACUGCACGGUGACGGACUUUGCCGGAAAGGCGGUGUGCAACGUGUUGAAGACAGAAGCGAAGGACUUGAUACCGGACGGCGAGGACCGCUACAAGUUCUCUCUAUUCGGUGGGAAAAACGGAAGCGUUGUACCACAGCGCAUGCGAGUUCUGCGCGGCGUCAAGAACUUCAAGGACGUCGGUCGUGUCCUGGAGUUUGACGGUAAGCCCGCGUUGGACAUUUGGCCGGAGGAUCACUGCAACGAAUUCAACGGCACCGACUCAACGAUCUUCGCACCUCUAUUUGGACCAGACGACGACAUCGUCUCGUUUGGCUACGAGAUUUGUCGGAGUCUCAGCGCGCAUUACAGUCAUGAAACUAAAAUUAAAGGCAUCAAUACUCUUCAUUACACGGCUGAUCUUGGUGAUAUGAGCAAAAACGAGAGGGAGAAGUGCUUCUGUCCGACACCGGAAACUUGUUUGACAAGGAAUCUCUAUGACAUGACGAAAUGUCUAGGUGUUCCCAUCAUCGGUUCCCUACCACACUUCUAUGACUCCGAGAAGAACUGGUUGGAAAUGGUUGAUGGCUUGCAUCCUAAUCAGGAAGAACACGAGAUCGACAUGGAUUUCGAGCCGAUGACGGCUACCCCGAUAAGGGCACACAAGAGGUUGCAGUUCAAUAUGUUUAUACACGCGGUGCCGAAGUUCAAACUGAUGAAAAACUUCCCGGAGGCGUUGCUGCCGCUGUUCUGGGUAGAAGAAGGGAUACUUCUCGAUGACGCAUUCGUCAACAAGGUGAAGGUGGUAUUCAAGGCGAUGGCGGCCGUUAACUUUAUCAAGUGGCUGAUGAUACUCGGCGGGAUAGGAAUGGGCGGCGCGGCUGGCGUGUUGUAUUACAAGAAUCGCGACAGCGGUAAACUCGAAAUUACGAAGGUUACACCGAAGAGCGGCAGUAGGGCAGACAGUAAAAUGGAUAAGAACUGGCCGCCCGGCAUGAAUAUUAGCACGAUACAAGCGGCAUCGGUGCCAUCUAGUCUCGACAGAAAUUGAAGCGCUUUUAGCGGCAUGUUAAUAUCAAUAUUAACAUCGCGAGAGUUUAUCUCUACAGGCUCAGAUGUAAUCAAAAUUAUUGACAAUGGACGAUAAUUAAUAAUCAUGAUAAUUGAUGGACUUGGUGCGACAAUGAUCUAAUCCUGUAUUUUCAAAAAUUCGAGAAAAUAAUUCUUGAGAUUAUUCUUGAGAAUAUUAGUUGUAUUAAUUUCUUCAUUUUCUAUUCUUUAAUUUAGAAAAAAGAUAGAUCAUUGUUACAUGCGAUUCUUCUAUUGAAUGAUAAGUCGUUUAAAAUGUAUUAGUUUGUGAAAAGCUAAUAACAGUGCAAAGGGAGAAAUAAUUGAUUCAAUUUUUUUUAUUGAGAAAAAAGAAAAUAAUAAAUAUAUUGCGACGAUAGAUAUAAUUACGAUGACUACAGUUGACAUUUCAAACUAGCGGAGAAACAGAUAAAUUUACAAUUUUUCCCAAAGAGAAUAGAUAACGGAACUAUAUUUUAAGUUUAAAAAAUAUAAUGUAAUAUAUAUCUAAAUUAACUACUUAACUACCUCGUUGUAAGUGUUAAAUUGUUUCUUAAAGCUUUCAAUAAUGCACCUUUAUGUACCAUACAAUCUGCUUUCAAUUUAUGCUUUAUGUAUUAAUCAGUUUUUUCUUCCUUGACGAAAAUAAGAAGUUUCAUAAACGUUUGUUUAGCGUUUACGUAAGCGUUUGCGGGAGUUCGUUAAGAGUUUAAAAAUUGUUAGUAGAGCGGAAAUUGCAACACUGUAGCGUUUGAAAAGCGUUUGCGUAUUGAAAAAGCGUUUGCUGAACGAAGAGAAAACGCUUGUCUUACGGCGUUGUAGGAAAAGUGUUUUUUAAACGUUUUAAAAGUCAUAGCAAACUUUCUGUACGAAAGUGUAUCAGCGUUUAUUUUGAAAAGCAAUGCUUCAGCAUUGCAGAACUUUCACGAAAUGUUAUAUAUAGCAUUUGAUAAGUUCUGAAAGCGUUCUGAAAGCGUUCAAAAUCUAACGAUGUUGAGUAAGCGUUCAUAUAACGUUUGAAAGCGUAUAAACUCUCAGGAAAUUCUCAUCGAACGGUUUAUAAAGAGUUUUAUUUUCGCCAGGGUUGGUUUCUCUCAAUGGGUAGUAAUUUAUAUUUUUAAUGUAUUGUUGAAUUUUUAAAUAUUCUAUACAAUUAGAAUUGGACUCUUGCUUCCAAUAAUUAUUCAGCACUAGUCUAAAAAGAUCAAAAAGACUAAGCACCAUCGAUGGAAGACUGCACAUCUGAAGUACCAGAUAGUCUUAAGAAAAUCAUUUAGCCCAGAUAACCAAACCUGCGCGAACAGAUUUCAAGCAGAGCUUGUUAUCAACUUUUGAUGGCAAAUAGAUAACAAAUUUGAUGCAGGAUCUGUUAUAUCAAAUCUUGCUGCCAAAUUGUCGCCAGAUAUGCGGCAGAGCUUGU
Molecule: messenger RNA, 4008 nt
Organism: Odontomachus brunneus
Lineage: Eukaryota; Metazoa; Arthropoda; Insecta; Hymenoptera; Formicidae
Product: sensory neuron membrane protein 1-like
Exons: 9
Coding region: 805-2571 (588 amino acids)
Cellular component (GO): membrane; cytoplasm
Molecular function (GO): scavenger receptor activity
Source: RefSeq, a predicted model, not a curated record